AUGUCUCCAGCGACGAACACCGCAGGCCACAACACUCCUCGCCGCCGUCUAUCGUCGAGGAGGGGCUCGAUUACCGCCUCUGACCCGUAUGCCCUGCAUGCUGACAUCAACGAGGCCCCAGACCGUGUAUCGUCCAGCAAGCUCACCAUCGUCAAGGUCUUGCCGAACCAACAUGGAGCGAUGAGCCCGCCACCGACGUUGAACGACCCGCCCUCGAGCUUCACCUCAGCGUCGAGGCGUCGAAGCUACAGAAUGGGCGCGACGUCACCUCCACCCGACGGGCCACCGCCGGGCAGGCUCAGCUUCGCAUUCUCGAGCUUUGGAGGUGAAAACUCUCCUGGACACCAUCGAGAGGGAUCAACGGGUAGCAUUGGAGCUCCUCCAUCACCUACUCUGUCUCCGCGUAUGAGGCCGGUCGGCCCUAACCAAUCUCCCAGACUCUCAGCAAUCGGCGGGUCAUCUUAUAAUCAUGGCAAGCCCAGAUUAACACCCGAACAACUUGUAGAACUGGCGAGGCAGGCUACUAGCCCUCGUACAUUGGCGCAGAUCGCCACUGCGAGCAGUGCUGGUCCGUCCUCGCCCGCCCCUGGCAGCCCUAUCAUGCGAUCGCACUCUCCGGCCUUCAGUGCUAGUGGUGCAACCCCCGGUGUUGUCGCUCCUGCGACGUUCACCCCGCUGCCGGAUGACAUCUAUCUCCCUUUCGUGGAUCGUCCUUACGAGGUUGCUCAGCUGAUCUCCACUCCGCCAGAUGCCAAACUCUUUAAUCUUUUGGCUCAAACUCUACCAAAGACCUACGAAGGACCUCUCUCAUCGCCUGAUCCAUCGUUCCCGGACGCGAUCCUGCUUCCAUUGGACCCGGUUCGUUGGACGUACACGCAGCUCCAUGCUCAUCUCACACAGGUCGAUCGGGAUGUUGAUUCGGAUGUGGUUUGGGUAGCCAAGGCGCGCAAGUGUAUCAUGUCUCACUCGGAGUUGAUCUGGGAGAGGGUCAAGGGUUGCUUUGGUGUUCCGCCCGAGUUGGACCACCUCGACUGGGAUUGGGAGAGGGAAGAGAGGAUGAAGGCAACGUUGAACGAGUUGGAGGGAGGGAGGAAGAGGCAUAGCAGUGGGGAGAAGCAUAAGGAGAGGAUGCGCAGGCUCAGGGCGGAGAUUAGGGAGGGUGCACCUAAGCCGACUAUUCGAGGCGGCAAGCUGCAGGGUGGGGAUAGUGCCAACUGGGAGGCGGAGAGUGCGAUCGACGACGAGGAAUCGGACGAAGAGUUGGAGGCACCACCAAUGACUAAGCCCCAACCAGGUGCGCCGGAAACCCCUGCAACCGCGACUACGCUCGCGACUGAAGACAUUUCCUCAGACGAAGGCAAGGUCCCCGGUGGUCACUGGAGCGACUGGGAUGAGACCAUCGAGUCUCCGAUCUAUGCCAAGUCCAAGCCUCUCGCUCCAGAUGACGCGACAGGUGGCGACGCACAGGAAGAGGAUGAAGAGGACGAGGAAGACUUCAUCGAGAUUGAAGCAUUGGUGGCCUCUUCUGACCCUAGUGGAGCGCCAUCGCCUGGUUCCAACCCUCCUCCGCUGACGCUUGGCGGGUCUAUGUUGUUGAAGGACCCAGAGUUGACGGAAGGGAACCCAUUGGGUGAUAUUGCGGAAGGCGAAGAAGAGGAAGAGGAGGAAGACUCUACCCAAACUCCCGGGGAACCCGCCAAGGAAGAAGUUGCUGCGCAGGAGCAGGAAGAGGAGCUUAUCCCUCCAGCUCAGAUCCAAGGCUUGCGCAUCAGCACUGCUCCCGUCCAUGCCUCUGGCAAUUAUGGUGUCGGUGGCGUUUACGUUGUCCACCAUCCUCACCCCCUGCCCUUCCCUUCCGAAAAAUCCGAGGGUGGGAACGAACAAGUUGUCUCCAGUGGACACUCGCAUCGAGGCUCCUUUGGCAACUCUGCUGGAAUUCCUGCCAGUGAAACUGUCACCGCUGGGUCAGGUCUCGCCAGGACCCAUUCACGCACUUCUUCGUUCUCAUCCAUCACUGGCGUGUCCAUUGGUCCCUUCUCUCGCUCCGAAUCGACUGGCAACUUGGCGGCUCUCAUGGCGGCUGCGACCAGCCCGGGAAGUGACGCAGGUGAUAGCACCGGCUACGCCAGCGACAGCGUUACCGCUGCUCCGCUCGGUGACCGACCUCCUGGUCAUCCUCUCUUCGUGAGCAACUUUGCUCGGUUGAACGGAUUGCCGACCCUCUCUGGACACGUCCACGGUUCGCAAUCACCGCCCCGCGCUCAUGGCGCUACCUCACCUCCACCCGGACAUUAUUCAGGAAAGAGGAGGUCCAAGAGAACCGGGAGUACGAGUGGGUCUGGGUUCGUGGGGACCGUCCCGAGUUCGAGCUUCAUCGGAAGCAAGGGGCAUGGGGGAUUCUAUGGCGGAGCGGAGUUGGGUAGGGUGAGGACGAACUCUCAGGGUAGCAUGAGGUCCUUCCGUGGAUAGGAGUCGUAAAGAUAUUUUCGGUCAGUGCGUGGGGUUGAUUUGGUUUUCAUCGGGUUUCUUUGGGACUUUUGUUGUACCAGUUGUCUAGAUCCUUUCCAUUGACAAGUACAUAUAGAUUCGACUUUGUUGUACAAGGCUAAUCGAUCGAGUGCACU
Coprinopsis cinerea okayama7#130 is the source of this 2624-nucleotide messenger RNA. RefSeq lists its product as hypothetical. The coding region runs from base 1 to 2469 and encodes 822 amino acids. Lineage: Eukaryota; Fungi; Basidiomycota; Agaricomycetes; Agaricales; Psathyrellaceae. The transcript is spliced from 3 exons. The record is from RefSeq and is a predicted model, not a curated record.